Molecule: messenger RNA, 2464 nt
Organism: Phragmites australis (common reed)
Lineage: Eukaryota; Viridiplantae; Streptophyta; Magnoliopsida; Poales; Poaceae
Product: silicon efflux transporter LSI2-like
Exons: 4
Coding region: 295-1971 (558 amino acids)
Biological process (GO): transmembrane transport
Cellular component (GO): membrane
Source: RefSeq, a predicted model, not a curated record
GGGAUACUUUGCACGUUCCGCCGCCGAUGCGCGGGCGGGGCGGUGGCCUAUUCUUGGACACGCUGACCGGCCGGCCGGUCCCAUCCUCCGUAGACGCUAGCUGCAUGCGCGCGCGCGCACGGCGAGUUCGGCGGUGUGCCGGUUGUUGGUAGCAGCGGUGACCGUUUCUCGCCGAUCUAGAUACCCAGGAACAAGCUAGGCCCCUCGUCCCGGACUGCACAGAUCACGAGCACGUGCCAUUGGUCGCAAGGGUUGGGACCUUCGUCUUGCCAGUUUGACGUACGAAUCGAGAUCAUGGCGCUGGCAAGCAUCGACAAGGUGGUGCUGGGAUGCGUGGCGUUCGGCAUCUUCUGGGUGCUGGCAGUCUUCCCCUCGGUGCCGUUCAUGCCCGUGGGCCGGACGGCGGGUUCCCUCCUGGGCGCCAUGCUCAUGGUGCUCUUCCGCGUCAUUACCCCCGAGGAGGCCUACGCCGCCGUGGACCUCCCCAUCCUGGGCCUCCUCUUCGGCACCAUGGUCGUCAGCAUCUUCCUCGAGCGCGCCGACAUGUUCAAGUACCUCGGCAGCGCGCUCGCGUGGCGGAGCCGCGGGAGUAAGGACCUGCUCUUCCGCGUCUGCCUCGUCUCCGCCGUCGCCAGCGCGCUCUUCACCAACGACACCUGCUGCGUCGUGCUCACCGAGUUCAUCCUCAAGCUGGCGCGGCAGAACAACCUGCCGCCGCAACCGUUCCUGCUCGCGCUCGCGUCUAGCUCCAACAUCGGCUCCGCCGCUACACCCAUUGGCAACCCGCAGAACCUCGUCAUCGCCGUCCAGAGCGGAAUCACGUUCGGCCAGUUCCUGCUCGGCGUCUUCCCGGCCAUGAUCGUCGGCGUCAUCACCAACACCUGCAUCCUUCUCUGCUACUUCUGGAAGUACCUCUCUGUGCCGGUGAAGGACCAGGAGGGCGGGAACGCCGCGGGGCCGGAGGUCGUCGCCGACGACGAGGUCACCUCGCACCGGUUCACCCCUGCCAGGAUGUCCCACGCCUCGUCCGUCAACGGCGUCGAUGCCGACUGCGUCAGCGAGCCCAUCCGCCGGAGCGACAGCUUGAACAGGGCCGACACCUUGAGCCUGAGGAGCCGGAGCUACAACUCCGAGGGUGACAUCCAGGUCGCCAUCAGGUCGAUGCGCGCGUCGAGCAUGUCGCAGGAGAUGGUGGAGGUGUCCACAGUCUGCGAUAGGCGCGACGACGGCGUGGGACCGAGGAAGAUCACCAGGACGACCAGCCACCAGCGGAGCGUCAUCAUCGAGGACGCGCCCGAGGCGGACGCCAGUGAUGGCGAGAAGGGCAAGGACGGAGACGUGGCCGAGGAGAAGAGAUGGAAGGUGCUCGUGUGGAAGAGUGCUGUCUAUCUUACGACGCUUGGGAUGCUCGUCGCGCUGCUCAUGGGGCUCAACAUGUCCUGGUGCGCCAUCACUGCUGCUCUUGUCCUCCUGGCACUUGAUUUCACGGACGCACAAGCUUGCCUAGAGAAGGUAUCAUACUCAUUGCUGAUCUUCUUCUGUGGGAUGUUCAUAACGGUCGACGGCUUCAACAAGACCGGCAUACCGAACGCGCUCUGGGAACUGGUCGAACCAUAUUCGAGAAUCAAUAGCGCCAAAGGCAGUGCGCUCCUUGCAGUUGUGAUCCUUGUCCUCUCAAAUGUGGCCUCAAAUGUCCCAACAGUUCUACUGCUCGGGUCAAGAGUGGCAGCAUCGGCAGCUGCGAUCUCCCCUGCUUCAGAGAAGAAAGCCUGGCUCAUACUAGCCUGGGUCAGCACGGUGGCUGGCAACCUGACCCUCCUGGGCUCAGCUGCGAACCUGAUCGUCUGCGAGCAGGCGAGGCGGGUUCAGUUCUUCGGGUACAACCUCACCUUCUGGAGCCACCUCCGCUUCGGCGUGCCGUCGACAAUCAUCGUCACCGCGAUCGGCCUGCUCAUCGUCGUCAGUUACUGAACCAGCACAAGGAUCUAGCACCUGUAGCCAGCAGGAACAGUGCAGGAAGCCAGGUUACCAUCCAAAAGGAAGGAAGCAACUGUGCAAAUGGGAAUGUACCCGAGAAGGGAGAUAUUGUACUCAUAGGUUUUUGUUGUAAGUUGUAACUGCCUUUAUGUUCGUGUAAUUUUCGUGCAAACGAAACGCGAAAGCGUCGGCUCGCCCUGCUGCAAAAGCAGAUAAUGGGCAAGGUUAUAGAUGCCCCGACGAAGUGGUCGGCAUUCCUGCUCUAAGGCGAAAACUUGGUCUAGUUUAAGUAGGAUUGCUAGGAAAAUGGUUUGGUAUGUCAGUUAAUUUCAGUUUCGGUGUUGCAAUCGCGAAUCAGGCGCCUUGUGUUUGGCACUUCCACUGAGGAAAAAAUAGGCUGUGGCAAGCUGUGCACUUUGUAACGUUGUAUGCAUAAGAAAAAAAUGUGUUGAUAUAAGGCUCAAGCAAUUAUUGGUACAAAGAGUAA